Octopus sinensis (East Asian common octopus) is the source of this 633-nucleotide messenger RNA. RefSeq lists its product as uncharacterized. The transcript has a single exon. The coding region runs from base 1 to 633 and encodes 210 amino acids. NCBI's taxonomy places the organism in Eukaryota, Metazoa, Mollusca, Cephalopoda, Octopoda, Octopodidae. The record is from RefSeq and is a predicted model, not a curated record.
AUGAUAGGAGUCAACAAUAGUGUUUUCCAGAAAUUAAAAGAAGUUCCAUCAUCUCUUCUAUUUAAAAGUGUAUGUCAUUCUUUACAGUUGGCAGUAUUCCACACUUGUGCUGAAUGUCUGCCCAUAAAUUUAGAAUUUUUAGUAUCUGAAACCUAUAAAUGGUUCUCUCAUUCUUCAACAAGACAAAGUGCCUACAAACAACUUUACCUUGCUAUCAAUGAUAAAGAGCCUGUGAAGAUUGUGAAUUCUUGUACAACUAGGUGGCUGUCAAUAGAACCAGCUGUAAAUAGAAUUUUAAGUCAAUGGUUUGAAUUGCAAACUCGCUUCCAAACUACUACUACAAAAGAAACGUGCUUUAUAGUACAAACGUUACAUGAAAUAUUUUAUGAUUCUAAGAAUGAACUUUACUUUUUAUUUUUGCAUCCAAUUUUAAAACAUGUUCAAGAAGUGAAUAAACUGUUUGAAUCAAACACUGUCGACAAAACAAAAUUAUCUGAAGAUCUUUCAAAUUUGAUCAAAUCUGUUGCUAAUAUGAUAGUGUUGCCAACAUGUGGAAUCAAUCCUCUUGAUCCUGAUGCGUCUAUUGAAAAGAUUCUGGAUCCUAAACCAAAUUUAGGCUACAGGUUCGAGUGA